This is a messenger RNA of Capsicum annuum, 2289 nucleotides long. RefSeq lists its product as uncharacterized. The record is from RefSeq and is a predicted model, not a curated record. The transcript is spliced from 3 exons. Gene Ontology annotation, cellular component: nucleolus. Gene Ontology annotation, biological process: ribosomal small subunit biogenesis. Lineage: Eukaryota; Viridiplantae; Streptophyta; Magnoliopsida; Solanales; Solanaceae. Bases 945 to 1481 code for a protein of 178 amino acids. Gene Ontology annotation, molecular function: RNA binding.
CCAGACCCCACUAGGUGGGAAUACACUGGGUUUGUUGUUGUUGUUGCAGACUUAUAGGCUUAGAAUCUUUUAUUUCCAUUGCUCCGUUCUUCUUGGGAAUGAGAGUAACAAAUGUAGCAGUUAAGCUUUUCUCCAUUCUCCCUUCCGUACGGAACUGUUCUAAGGUUUUAAAGACGCUGCCCCUUAGGAUAUGUCAACUUCUUUGGAAAAAGGCUAUCUGAUAUUCAUGUCGCAUCUUUGGAAAAAGGCAAUCUGAAACCCAAUCCUUGAAUAGCAGCCAGAUCCUUGCAAAGAGUUUUCCGUGCUUUCCUUUUACAUGGUGCAUAAACUCCAGUAAAGGUGCAUUUGAAACUUGUAUUGAUUUCUUCUAAAACUACAGUCGGAGAAUGAUAGCCUGUCAAUUUCUUCUUACAUUCUCAUCUCCUUUUGUCCCACAUAACCAGGAUACCUUCACUAGCUACUUGUGCUUUUAGCUCGGCCAGGUCCAGCCAUCUAUUGUUCCUUAGCUGUUUGACUAGAAAGAAAGAGAGAGAUAGAGUUUGUCUCUUGGAAGCAAUAUAAAUCAGCAUUCCACUUCUUUACCAGUUUGCGAUCAUCCUUCUCUUUUUGGGAUUAUAAUUCGUUUGACAUUUUAUCUACGCACUUUUAUCUUCUUAUGUAAAUCUAGGAUGCUUCCUUCUUCAGCUACCACUAGCAUAGUUGGUGUUCAAUGCCAAUGGGUUAGUGUUCUCUGGCAUUAUACUCUGGGUAAUAUUUAUUUGCUUAUGUGAUGGUUGAUUGUAGUGUAGUUACUGUAGUAAACAUCAUAAGUGGAUGGCAUAUCUGAGUAUGCACCCUCUUUGAGUUUUGCCACCACCAUAUUGUUUCCUUUUUUAACACUUGAAGAUUGGUGAUGACUAACUAGUUAGUUGUUAGUGUUAACUGACUAUCCUUUUAUUGUUGGAAUGUUUCUGUCAUCGCUGGUAUACCUCAAAGUUCUAUUAAUGCGUAUGCACUCUCACACAUAUUUCUUUUAUAUUCUGUCUAAAAGGUAUGCAGCAGUGUUUGCUGCUUUUGUUGCUGGCAUGGCAUGUUUGGUUGGGAUGGACUUUGGCGCAAAACUUCUGGCAUCUUUGGCUAAAUCUUUUGAGGAUGAGUAUCUGAAUGAAGAUAACCUCUCUGUUAGGAACCUGACACUUCUGCUCUCAUACUUGUACACUUUUGGAGUUUGCUCGAGUGACUUGAUAUAUGAUUUCCUGGUGACAUUGAGCAAGAGACUGACAGAAGUGGAUGUUUCUACCAUAUUGACAGUACUACAAGGUAAUGAACUUAUCUUAAGACUGUCUUUCUUUGUUGGAGUGAUCUGUCAUCCAAUUAUUUUCUCCUUCUUUACCCCUGCCCCAUUUCUGUUCCCUAUUCCAGAGAUAUACCAACAAAUUAUUCAUGAGUUGCUAGGUGCUGUUAAUUUUAGGCCUCAACUUAUUUCUCUUCAGCUUUUGUAGCUUUAUGUUUUUUCUUUUCACAAAAAAAAAGAGUUUCUCUUAAUUCGGGCAAUUAAUUACUUAUUUAAAAAAGGAUUUUCAUUAAAAGAAAAGAAUUACUAAUUUAAAAAAGGAUCUUGUGUUUUGCUAACUUUUGUAUGUUCCAAAUGUGACAACAUGCUGGACUUUUGUUAAAAAUUCAUCAGUUUGAACUAAAAUUUUGGGUCACCUUUUUUGCUAAAAGAAAAACGAUAAGACGACCUUUAUUUGGGCUCGUUUGAUACCUCUAUGUGGUGUCUAACCAAAAUUUUAAAACUUGAAAUGAGAUAUCUAAAUCCUACCUUCGUGUUAUGCAGUACAAUUAUAAGCAAAAUAAGCAUUUGAAAAUCAAUUAUAACGAUAGGAAAAAUAUGAUUAGGAAGUUUAUUAUACUGGAAUGCAAAGCCAUAGUAACUAAAUGUCUUAAUAGAGCUGUCAAUCUCGACUCCGCCUAAAAGUAUUAUCUUUUCGGUUUGUGAAUAGCAACAACUGGUCAUAAUUUUUUGAUACCAAAUUGACAUGUCCAAAGUUGAUUGUUUACAUUAUAUAACUCAAAAUGGUGUCGCUUAGUAAGAACCCAAGGGUGUGGCCUAGUGGUCAAUGAAGUGGGUUGAGAACCUGAGGUCUCAUGUUCAAAUCUCAACAGAGGCAAAAACACUAGGUGAUUCUUCCCAUCUGUCCUAGUCUCGUUGGAUAGAGUUACGUGCUAUAUGUUGCUGGUGGGAGGUGGCAGGUAUCUCGUGGAUUUAGUCGAGGUGCAAAAAAGCUGACCUACACUACGGCUAUGAAA